GCGGUCCCCUCCGACCUCCGGCGUAAGUCCCCGCCCCCCUAUCCGGCAGAGGACAGACAGAGUGAAGAUGGCCGCGUCCCUGAAGUGUUUCCUCCGCACAGGAAAGAAUGCCGUGUCGGCUCUGCGGCGGCGGGGAAUCCACAGGAGCGCCCCGGCCGCAGUGCAGGUGACGGUGCGCGAUGCCCUCACCCAGGCGAUGGACGAGGAGCUGGAGAGGGACGAGCGGGUUUUCCUGUUGGGUGAAGAGGUGGCUCAGUACGACGGAGCCUACAAGGUGAGCAGAGGUCUGUGGAAGAAGUAUGGCGACCAACGCAUCAUUGACACUCCAAUCUCAGAGAUGGGCUUCACUGGCAUUGCAGUGGGAGCUGCCAUGGCCGGCCUGAGGCCCAUCUGUGAGUUCAUGACCUUCAACUUCUCCAUGCAAGCCAUCGACCAGGUCAUCAACUCCGCGGCGAAGACCUGCUACAUGUCGGCCGGUCUGCAGUCGGUGCCCAUCGUCUUCAGGGGACCCAACGGAUCCUCGGCGGGCGUCGCCGCACAGCACUCGCAGUGCUUCGCCGCAUGGUACGCUCACUGUCCAGGUCUGAAGGUCGUCAGUCCCUGGAACUCCGAAGAUGCCCGAGGUCUCCUGAAGGCAGCGAUCAGGGACGACAACCCCGUGGUCUUCCUGGAGAACGAGCUCAUGUACGGCGUCGCCUUCGAGAUGUCGGAGGAGUCUCAGUCCAAAGACUUCACCGUUCCCAUCGGCAAGGCCAAGGUGGAGAGACAAGGGAAUCACGCCACUCUGGUUUCUCACUCUCGGUACGUCGGCCACUGUUUGGAUGCGGCGGCCGUCCUCGCCAAGGAGGGAAUCGAGUGUGAGGUGAUCAACCUGCGGACCAUCCGCCCCAUGGAUGUGGAGAGCAUUGAGACCAGCGUGAUGAAGACCAACCACCUGGUGACGGUGGAGGGCGGCUGGCCGCAGUUCGGCGUGGGAGCCGAGAUCUGUGCCCGGAUCAUGGAAGGUCCGGCCUUCAACUACCUGGACGCUCCGGCCACCAGGGUGACGGGCGUCGACAUCCCCAUGCCGUACGCCAAGAUCCUGGAGGACAACAGCGUGCCGCAGAUCAAAGACAUCAUCUUCUCCGUCAAAAAGACCCUCAACGUCUGAGUCACACACACCGACCCGACCCGACCCCUCUGUCUCGUUCACACAGUGAAAUGGUAAAAUAUUUGAACCUCGUGUAAAUACAACCAAACGCUGUCUUUAAAAAACGAAACCUUCUCCAGAGUGUACAAUUUCCAGCCAGAUGUUUAUCGCUGAAACGCACAGCUGUUCAUCCUGCACCCAGAGCAGUGGACCCCCUUCCAAAUAAAGGUUGCUCUAUCCUGUAGGUUAUUUUUCUUUUCAACUGUAGUUCUGUUUUCUGUGACAAAAGAAAAGUCAGGAUUUGAUCCGUCUGCAGGUCUGAGAGCCGGUGAGCUCAGAAUAAUCUGACGUCCAGAGGGACUUUGUGUUUAGAUUUAAACUUCCCUCGUUUAAAAAAAAGCAGUGAGAACUUUUCAAAAGUCCAUAAAAGGUAUGAAUAUGCUACUUAUUGACAAAGAAAAACAAAAUCUGACAUCAAAUCAGGAACUUUAGAGCUCAGGUUCUUCAUUCGACACAUUAAUAUUCCUCAAACUAAGGAAACUACUGACACUCGGAAUCCGACAAAACACUUGUGUAAACAGAAUCAGGUUUCAGAUUCAGAGUUUGAUUAUUCUUAGAUUCAGACCUGCUGACUGGUUCAAACUCUUUGUCAAUGCACACUCUUCUGUUUCUCACCACCAGAACGUUAAUACUCGAGUCUGUUAUAACCUGACUAUUCACACUUAACUCGGUCCGUCUCUCCGGGCGCUGCAGGUGGAGUGCGGGUCGGGAUUAUUUAUUGUAGCUGCAGCAGCUCUGCGGAUUCUCUUGUUGCUGUAAAAUGUCUCUGUUACAGAAAUGAAAUAAUAAAAACCUUUCAGCCCUAAA
This is a messenger RNA of Scophthalmus maximus (turbot), 1996 nucleotides long. It is a transcript of the gene pdhb, whose product is annotated as pyruvate dehydrogenase E1 subunit beta. Gene Ontology annotation, molecular function: pyruvate dehydrogenase (acetyl-transferring) activity. Gene Ontology annotation, biological process: pyruvate decarboxylation to acetyl-CoA. The record is from RefSeq and is a predicted model, not a curated record. The coding region runs from base 68 to 1150 and encodes 360 amino acids. Lineage: Eukaryota; Metazoa; Chordata; Actinopteri; Pleuronectiformes; Scophthalmidae. The transcript is spliced from 11 exons.